Phycomyces blakesleeanus NRRL 1555(-) is the source of this 480-nucleotide messenger RNA. RefSeq lists its product as hypothetical. Bases 1 to 480 code for a protein of 159 amino acids. The transcript has 2 exons. The record is from RefSeq and is a predicted model, not a curated record. NCBI's taxonomy places the organism in Eukaryota, Fungi, Mucoromycota, Mucoromycetes, Mucorales, Phycomycetaceae.
AUGACAGAUGCGGCCACGCACUUUUAUGAAAAGCAGUACAGUAUCAACCCAAUUAACGAUUCAUCCGUUGGAGAUCUACUCAGCUAUGUCUCUUCUAAGCAAUUCUUGAGUGAAGCCACUCAAUCCUCCAUAACACUUCCACUAACAUUUAAUAGUAUAUGGGAAGCAGUCAACUGCCACCCCCACCAUCACAGCCCUGGCCCAGAAGGUAUGCCCUACGAGAUUCUUUCUCUCUUAUUCCGUGAAGACGGUCAAAUCGUCUUGUGGCAUGCGCCUGUAGUGAUUACGCUCGGUCAUAUGUCGAGCUACUGUCGUGAACACGUUGAUUCUCUCCUGUGUUUGGCAUGCUCUUUGAAUAAAAACUGUCCUCAAAAGGUUCUUCGACAAACUCUGUUCCAUUUUAGGCCGUUUCCUCCGGCGGAAUAUGCUCUCUAUGGCGAUCCUGUCUUCUAUGUUUUCAGAAACUGCAAAAAGGCUUAG